Molecule: messenger RNA, 983 nt
Organism: Petromyzon marinus (sea lamprey)
Lineage: Eukaryota; Metazoa; Chordata; Hyperoartia; Petromyzontiformes; Petromyzontidae
Source: RefSeq, a predicted model, not a curated record
CCCCUCCCCUCCCCCCACCGAGUCACGUGGAACCGGAUCCCAACUCCGAGCUGGUAACCUUCGUGUCGCUGGCGUCCGCGUGAGUUGAAGCAGCAGGCACCUUGCCACACGCCCUGCAGAGACCUCACUGCUGCUCUGCACAUUUUAAAAGGCCGGGCCCCGUUCAGCGGCAGGGAGACACCGGCGGGCGGACAGCGAGAGACGGAGAGACGAGACGGCGGAGAGACAACGACGGGCACGGACACAGCGGCGAGAGAGAGACACGGAGACAGGCCGACCCGAUGGACCACUCGGGCCACUCGAUGGACCACUCCCACGGCGACCACGGAGCGGCGGUUGCCGCGGCGACGGCCGCGGCGACCACAGAUGUCGGCGGCCACGGCGUCCCCGCGGGAGCCGUGGACCACUCGGGCAUGGGCAUGGUGAUGACUUUCUACUUUGGCUACACCAACGUGAACGUCCUGUUCAGCGGCUGGCUUAUCAAUUCCGUGGGAGGCAUGGUUGGCAGCUGCUUAGCCGUCUUCCUGCUGGCUGCGGCCUACGAGGGGCUGAAGAUCUUCCGUGAGACGCUGCUCCGCAGAUCCCAGGUGAACGUCCGCUACAACAGCAUGCCGCUGCCGGGACAGCACGGGACCACUGUCAUGGAGACGCACAAGACCGUGGGGCAGCGGAUGUGCAGCCUGCCGCACGUGCUGCAGACGGCGCUGCACGUGCUGCAGGUGGUGCUCUCCUACUUCCUGAUGCUCGUCUUCAUGACCUACAACGGCUACCUGUGCGGCGCCGUGGCGCUGGGCGCUGGCGCCGGCUACUUCCUGUUCAGCUGGCGCAAGGCGGUGGUGGUGGACAUCACCGAGCACUGCCACUAGCGGAGCCGCGGCCCCCGCCUAGACCCCCGGUGGGCGCGGGGGCUGGCCGAGGACACGGGACCAUCGGCAGGAGGCCGCGCGGAGUCUCGGCCGGGGGCGGCGGCGGCGGCGGCGGGG